AUGAUUAGAUUAUCGCAUAAAUUAAAUAUCGUUCGAAAUUUAGUUAGAUCCAACCAAAUGCGCCCCUUUGGCGAAGCAUUUAUCAAAAUGAAUGGUGAUGCUAUGACGUCAGCUGGCGUCAUAAAAUGCAAUGACAAAAAUGCGAUUUACCAGGCUGCUAACCUGCUCGAAUCGGGCCAGGUCAUUGCUCUACCUACGGACACUGUUUAUGGAUUGGCUUGCAGUGCUAAUGAUCCACAGGCUAUCCAAAGGCUCUACGCCAUUAAAGGUCGAGAGGAGACCAAACCUGUUGCUAUUUGUGUAGCUGGAUUUCAGGAUCUGCGCCACUGGGGAAACGCGGAUCAUAUUCCAGAUGAACUGCUCAAGCAACUGUUACCGGGAGCAGUUACGAUUGUAGUUAAUAAGUCUGCCAAUUUGGAUAAUCCUUUCCUGAAUCCGGGUGUCCCCAAAAUCGGUAUUCGAAUUCCGGACUUUGAUUUUAUCCGCGAGGUUUCAAGGGUUUUUAGAUUCCCAAUUGCACUAACCAGUGCUAAUCGGAGUUCUGAAAAAAGUACGCUGAAUGUGGAAGAGUUUAAGAAGCUUUGGUCAGCAUUAGGAGCGGUUUUUGAUGGAGGUCAGUUGGGAUUGUCUGAGGAGCAGCGGGCCGCCUCAACUGUAAUUGACCUUUCACAGAAAGGAUACUAUAAGGUGAUACGUGAAGGUAUAGCCGGACAGCGCACGGUUCAGGUGGUACAAAAAUUUGGUUUUGUAGAUAAGGUUUAAAUAUUCAUUUUAUAUACUAUUGCGAAUUAAACGUUUAGUAAAUAAUUUA
This is a messenger RNA of Topomyia yanbarensis, 811 nucleotides long. It is a transcript of the gene Tcs1, whose product is annotated as threonylcarbamoyl-AMP synthase. Gene Ontology annotation, biological process: regulation of translational fidelity. Gene Ontology annotation, molecular function: tRNA binding; double-stranded RNA binding; nucleotidyltransferase activity. The record is from RefSeq and is a predicted model, not a curated record. Gene Ontology annotation, cellular component: cytoplasm. The transcript has a single exon. NCBI's taxonomy places the organism in Eukaryota, Metazoa, Arthropoda, Insecta, Diptera, Culicidae. The coding region runs from base 1 to 762 and encodes 253 amino acids.